Molecule: messenger RNA, 2287 nt
Organism: Heterobasidion irregulare TC 32-1
Lineage: Eukaryota; Fungi; Basidiomycota; Agaricomycetes; Russulales; Bondarzewiaceae
Exons: 8
Coding region: 11-1471 (486 amino acids)
Molecular function (GO): zinc ion binding
Source: RefSeq, a predicted model, not a curated record
GGUCAUCGCUAUGUCAGAGCCUUGGGUCCCUACAAUAAACGAUCUACGGGUCAAGCUUUGUUAUAUAUGUCGGGAGGAGGAAACAUAUGACAAGCCGGAAGAUCCUCCGCGGGUGUGGACUCACCCAUGCAAUUGCACUCUCGUGGCCCAUGAAUCGUGUCUAUUGCAUUGGAUCAAGGCCGCACAGCAGAAUCCGGACCGGGCGGCCAACGCGCUGAAGUGCCCGCAGUGCGGUGCCCACUACGAGCUGGACAGCUAUAACCCUCGUCCUCUCAGGCUGUUGGAUGCCAUCAACCGGGGCUUGUCGCGUGUAGGGAAGAUAGUGACCAUCACUUGUGUGGGGAUCACCACACUAUCCUUUGGCGGAGCACUUUAUGUCGUCUUCACUAGCUACGGUGUCUAUGCUGUUCGAUGCUUUUUAGGCAAGGACAUGUUCGAUGCAUUGUUGACCGAUGAGCCCUCCAACUGGCCAUGGCAUGCUUUCAUCAACCUCCCGCUGAUCCCUAUAAGUCUCAUCGCUUCCCGCACCCCUAUUGCUUCUGCCAUCUCACCACUCAUCCCACUCCUCUUCGCAUGGCCCCCGACUGCCCCUCAGGCUGGUCUUGCUGGUUCAUGGCCCUGGCGCGGUCCAGAUAGCUGGCUGUCGAGCACAGUCUUCCCCAACUCCCCAGCGCGAUAUUGGCCUCCCUCACCUACGCUCGUCUGCGCGCUGUUCCCAUUUGUAAAAUCUAUCUAUAAUCUUGGUCUCAGAAGGCUGACACGAUUGGUUGUCAACUCGCGCGAGUCGCCGCAGGGGCCGUUGAGGCGAGUGGAAUGGGCGCUCAACGACGAAGGUGGAGCUGCAGGCUUCUUGCGCAUACGGAUUCAUCAACAUGAUGAUGGCCCGCCAGCAAACCAAGACAAUGCAGCAGGAGCGCCUCCACCACUGAGAGCGGCUGGGGAGAAUCCGGACCACGCCGAAGUGGACGAGAAUGCUGUGGACGAGAACGACGCCGGCGUGGCCGCGGAGCGCACGAUUCGGCUCACUGGGGGAUCCAUAGGGCGCGCGAUUGGCGGGGCACUCAUACUCCCGCGUGUCUCAGGUUGGAUGGGCUCGCUGCUUCUCCGACUAUCUGCAUAUUUUCCAAUUUUGUCCAAGAUAUUGGCUGCCAGGCCCCUGCUUAGCAAGACGCUCCCUAUAUGGUCCCCGUCGUUGCCGCGAGCGUACCCAUGGCAUAGUGGCGAUAAACUUCAUGAAAUAAAGCUCAUGUUCAAGACAUUGUGGCAAGGAAGUAGGGUCUGGACAGAGAGCGAUCCAGUGUGGUGGCGAAAUUUGCUCGGCCUCGGUAUCUUCGUCGUGGCAAAGGACGCGAUCAAGUUACUCCACCUCUGGUACGCUAAACAGGAGGUUGAAAGUAGAAGGGUGAAGAAUCGGUCGUUCGAGGGAGUCGAUAUCAAGAAUCUGGAUCUCAUUAACCCAUCACGCCGAUGAGAACCACUCAUCUAUGCCCCCUGUGCGUUAUGGCCCAUACAUACUCUCACCUCAUUUACACCAGGAUAAUUUUGCUGUGCAUAUCAUCGAAACCCAUGAUCGGUGUCACAGAGUUGUCGAGCUGUUAAGACAACAUUUCUAGCCGGAAAGUAGGGAUACAAUGAGACGACAGAAUGAGGUUUAGUCUACUUCUAAUACAGUCCCGCGCUGCACACUUCCCCAACCAACAAGCCGCCAAUGUUUUUCAAUACGACGCGACAAAGCAACUUUCUCUCCCACCUCCGUACAUGCAGGCGAAGUCAACUGGAUCUUCGCCAGGUCAGCCUUCACACUGAGGACACGACCACCAAUAGACGUGGAGCCGAUGUUGAUCAAGAGCAGCUCGUUCUUGACGAGCUUCGUAACCUUGGUUUGUUUCUUGUCCUCUGUCUUGACACCGAGCAGCCGACGCAGCAGGAACAAAUUAAUUUCCAGCUCAGUGAAAAUCUGUGGCAACUUUCCAACAGCGCCUAACACCUGCCCCACUAGCCGAUCCGCACGACAGAGCGUGGGAUCAAUCUUCGUACCAACACCGAUCAAUCCUCCGGGGACCGCGAAGUCUAAGUGGUUGCUCUCUGCGUGCAACGAGACAAUGCGACUGAAGAUGGGCUUGCACCGAUUGCGACCGGCGCUGUCUUUCGUCACGAUCCCCGGGCGGAUCUCGACUUCCAGACCCAGAUAGAGAACCCCAGUAAGAAUGGAUCCACCAGCGACACCGCCCUUUAGGUCCUUGACUUCGGCACCUGGUUUGUUCACGUCGAAGGAACGGAUGACGAU